Molecule: messenger RNA, 2605 nt
Organism: Lytechinus variegatus (green sea urchin)
Lineage: Eukaryota; Metazoa; Echinodermata; Echinoidea; Temnopleuroida; Toxopneustidae
Exons: 3
Coding region: 294-1292 (332 amino acids)
Source: RefSeq, a predicted model, not a curated record
GGCCUGCCUUUCUUUAAAGUCGGUUAUAACUUCGAUUAGAUACCACUAUAUCGAUAAUAAAAAGAAUAGAAUCCAAGACGUUAUCGAUUAGCACGCCAGGUUGUUUCUCAAUAACAAACUAAACAGCAUGGCUACUGGCAUGUAAAAGUAUAGUGGUUUGGCCAUAUCUGUUACAUCUUUGCGCUGAAAAUAUGGGAUUAUAAGCAAUAAAACAUGUUGAUAAUAUGCUGACGUCACUUUGAGGAGGAUAGGCCUCACACCAGGACCCAAGGAUCUCUAGAAAAUCAUUGAAGAUGAACGAAAAGACUCAAUCCGCUGAUCCCAAUGACAGAAGGAAAGAUGUGGAAACAUCCCAAGAAGCAGGAGCAGCUCAAGAAACGGACGCUAUAGCGAUGAAGGGCUACUCGAGGAAACCCGUCAAAGUCAAGUUUCCUAAAUGUUGGGAAUUCAUGACUCAGAAUCAGAGAAGAGAAAAUGUCAUCGAUAAAUACUCCAUCUAUGGCAGUGAUUCACCUAACUCCACCGGACUUCCGAUCCCUGGUCAAAGAUCAGCCAUCGUUCAGGAAUCAUCGGACAUCGGAUGGCGGGAAGAAAGAGGAUACAUUAAGAGAGUAACAGGUUUUCCUCCCAGCGCCUGUGUAAAUGGGAUAAGGAAUGAAACAAAACGAAGAGUUCGCCAUCUCUCACCCAUUCGGCUGCCAACCGCCAACACGAUAUGCGACGAAUACAACUGGAUGCACAACGGAGUUCAUGGCAAGAUGCUUCUAUCAAAUAAGAAAUACAGGCAUAUUUUGCGAUCAGACCUUGCCGAAACCCAUGACCCAAAACAAAAACUUCAUUACUGUGAAGUGCUGGGCCAAAGAGUAUGUGCAGAUUGCAUUGAACACACAAACAGAACUAUGGCAAUUGAGUAUCAGCAUGAAGCAUUUCCGGAAAUUGAAGUGACGGCAUCCCGACUGAUAGCGCCGAAACUGUCCAAACUUCUUGCAGAUCGGUUAAAGUCGGCUGUGCCCUUACCAGAGUCUGAGCAGCAAGCGCAAGAGUCUGGGUUGCUAGGCAACGCUCAGAGCCCACCACCUUACAGGCAACCAUCAGCGUUACGUAAUCAACGUCAUGUGACCAUUUACAGCGACGCCAUGAUCAAUUCACUCCAUCAGACUUUGAAACGAGACAGAAGGAUGACGGCAGAGACUCUUCAUGACGUCAGAGAAUUAAGACUCAAGAGAGGAAAGCGCGCCACCAUGAGACAGCUGCCACUUGAAAAACUGAAUGAAGCCAACAGUAGUUUAUGACAUGUGUAUUUUAAUCUAAAAUUAUAUCGCCAAAAUUAAGGAAUUCAUAAGCAUUCAGUCUGGACAAUAUCAUUCUUCUUCUAAAGUUCUAAGUGUACCAUAUUAUUGACAUCUAUAUUUAUAAAUCGAUUUCGAUGACUAUUUAUUCAUUAAUAGUCAUAUCGUUCAUAAUUUCUGUUGGUUAAAAGUGAGAACGGUUUUGCGCCCAUUUUCGCCACUUCGAUUUCUGCAAUUGUCAUUUCAGUAUGAUCUGUAAAAGACACUCGUCAGCUUUCUUAAAGUAGCCACGGAACUUUUCAAUCUGGCCGUGAGACUGUGCUGUAUUUCCUCUUUUUAAAUCACUUUAAAUCACUUUUAUGAAACAAUAUGAAACAUACCUCAAUUAUGAUUGCAUUGUCUGCCCAUGUAACCAUGAUAAUAAUACAGUCCAACUAAGUUUGACUUUGAAACAAAGUUCAGUGAGCUUUGAGUCGUUUCUGUCUGUACUAUUGUUAUGUGGUGUUAUGAAAGAUAGUAACUAACUUAAUUGCAAAGAUGGGAUGGCAACCCACAUUUGGGUACAUUCAGGAGUGAAAGUACAUUUCUACAAUUAACAUUUUAAAGAACCCAUACCUAAGCACCUUCAUCAGUGACUGCAAGGUUAUUUACAUUAUAAAAAGUCUCAUCAGUUCCAAAUAUUGUUAAAAUUGACAUCGGUACACUAUAAUUAGGUUCAUUAUAAUCAUAAUAACAUUAAAAUGACAAUUUUCUUUUAUUAUUACUUUUGACUCUCACUGCAUUUUUUGAAAUUUUGUCUGUGUUUCAAAUAAUUUGUUGUAAAACGCUCCCAAAGUAAUGGUCAGAAUGCACUGGGGGCAUCUAGAACCCCUGAACUUUCAGGGCCUCGGCCGCAAUGGACUUCUCGCUCCGUACUUGUGAUUUCUCCUAUAUACGCGGAGAUUAUUUUUAAGGUCUUCAGCACUAGCGUAUAUACAGAUGGGGGGGGAGUGAAAUAUUCAUUUUUUUUAUGAUCCGUCAAAAUAUAUAUCUAGAAUAGAUUUCUUUGUAUUGAAAAUGUCAUUUUUUUGCUAAAUCGCUUCACUCGCUCGCAUAUUUAAAUUUGUUCCAUCGGCCACAUUUGGCCAUUUUAAAUCUUUUGGUUUAUCACGCCACUGGUCCUGGCCCGUGAUGGAAAAAGUUCGAGAUUCCCUUGUUCUAAUGAUUCAAAUAGCAUAGUCGAUUUUAUCACAUCUUAUUAACCGAUCCCUGAUUUUUUUAAUGAUCUCAAUUUAAAAUUAAUUUUCUCCUUUUUAUCAUAAUUUUUACCUCUAAGA